Oryzias latipes (Japanese medaka) is the source of this 2575-nucleotide messenger RNA. It is a transcript of the gene cirbpa, whose product is annotated as cold inducible RNA binding protein a. NCBI's taxonomy places the organism in Eukaryota, Metazoa, Chordata, Actinopteri, Beloniformes, Adrianichthyidae. The record is from RefSeq and is a predicted model, not a curated record. Gene Ontology annotation, molecular function: RNA binding.
GAGCUCUAAACCACCAUAGAAGAAGAAGAUGCAGCUUGUAUAAAUACGAAGGACCGUUCCCUCCCCCGCCAUUUAUCUGCAUUGCAGCACCGUGCGUCUUUCUCUCCAUCCCUUGUAAGGACAAAGCUAUCCCUUAAAAUGUCGGACGAAGGCAAACUUUUUAUUGGAGGUCUGAGCUUCGAGACCAACGAAGACUCUCUUGCCGCCGCUUUUGGCAAAUAUGGAACCAUCGAAAAAGUCGAUGUGAUCAGAGACAAAGAGACCGGAAGAUCACGUGGUUUCGGCUUUGUGAAGUACGACAAUGUUGAAGAUGCUAAAGAUGCGCUGGACGCAAUGAACGGAAAGACGCUUGAUGGCCGGGCGAUCCGAGUGGACGAAGCAGGGAAGGGAGGUCGCGCCAGAGGAGGAUUUUCAUCAGGCCCGCGCGGUGGACGCUUCAGCGGAUCAAGGGGUAGGGGCGGCCGUGGUUUCUCCAGGGGUGGCUACAACAGCGACAGAGGCUACGGAGACAGAAGUUAUGGCGACAGGAGCUUUGGAGGCGGAGACAGGAGCUUUGGUGGAAGCGGUGGCGGAUUCAGAAGUGGUGGAUACUCAUCCAGCGGCUACAGAGACAAUAGGGGGCAGGGAGGAUAUGGUGACCGAUCUGGGUCUUACAGGGACGGCUAUGACAGCUAUGCUUCACACGAGUAAACACCUCCUUGAAUCAAGACCAUCACUUGGCUGGCUGUUUUUGAAAGAUGCUCUCCUCAAGAAAAUUGUCCAUGUAUUUUGCUGACCUGUUUUGUAGUUCGCCACCUUAAGUGUAGUUGUUAAUUUGCUCCUCAAAACCUGUUACAACAGUUAACGAGUCUUGCCUGGCUCAAUUUGACAACUUCCUACAGCUUUGAUUCGAUCUGUCCUUGGUAGAGCACAGAGCCAUUCUCAAUUUGGGAGCUUCUGAUAGCUCAGCGACAGCUUUGCUGUAGACCUUUUUUGUCUGACACUUUACAUGUGUUCUAAUAUAAUUUUCAAUUUUUAUUAUAAAGUAUAAUGGGGCAUAGUUUUCCUUGGUCAAUCAUCUACCUCCUUAAGAGUUUUAAAUUGAGUAAGGAAAAAGCUUAAAUAGUUUUGGGGUUUAUGGAUGAAGUCCUUUUCCUAUUGAGAGAACCUUCAUUCAGCCAAGGCUCCUUUCUGUUCCAUUUCCCAAAAGAGUGAAUGCCUUUGACUGGUGAACUACACAUCCGAAGUGGCCGGCUGUUCAUGAAGUUGCACAAUGCAGCAUGCUACAGUCUGUCCAAGGUAUCUUCUGUGCUCUCUGCUCAACGUCUGCAUUAUAAAUGUGCUGUAAAAUGGACUGUUUAAAGUGAUUCAAAAUGUAAUUUCGUUUACCCAAAAGUUUAGUCUAAAGCGGGAACAGUUUUGUACUUUUUGUUCUUUGUAUGAUACAAGAAUAUUUUUUUUUGUCAGUUUGGCUUCAUGGAGCCUAUUAAACGAAACAUGGAAAAUGAUCCUGAUUCUGCCUGUUGAAAGUGAUCACGUGGGAGUCAGAUGGGAAGAAAUUGAGAUGGAAGUAAAAGAUCAGCUGAAAUCAAAAUUGAGUUAAAAUGCAUUACAGUUGCAGUCGAGUGAUAUGUGACUUUUGCAUUUUUAAAUCAAAUUUUUGUGCUAGAUAGCUUUUUACCCAAUGCACUCUGAAGUCAAGUCAGCCAUGUUUGAACAGUGUCUUGGUCAACCUUCCAGUUAAGGGAAGUGCCAAACGGCACAAGGAAUGGUACAAUGCCUGUCAUGUCAAUGCUCCAUUACGUUCCAAGAACUCAGCCUCCUCAAUAACCAACAAGUCCUUGAAGAGUGAAGCGUUGCGCCUACCAAGUGCUCAUCCGAUGAAAGCUGCUCUUGCCUAGCUCAAAUGUGAAGAAAGUAGGCCAAUGCACGUGAGGUAAAAAUCUCCUUUUGCUUUGCUCACAUCCUUCAAACUCAGUUCUCAUUGUUUCCAUGAAUGCCUUCCAAGUUAGCCGCUGUGUAACAUCCUCUGCUUCAGAUGUCUUACAAACAUUCCAAGCCUCUGCUCUGAUUCAGAUUACCAUAAGUGGAGGGAAGGUCUCUAAAGCUCCUCUGGAUUGUAUCGCCCCACCUACAGUCUACAAAAGAGCAUUUUUGCCUCCUUAACCAUGGGUAGCAUUGUUCUCAGUCAACUUCUGAUCACUGCAUUACUCCUCAAAUUUGCUCCGAUAAUGCCCCUCAGCUGUCCUGAUGUUACAUAUACUGCACUCAAGUGUCUUGUUGGAUGUAUGUUUUAAUAGUAUUGCAUGCUGUCAACUGAAUCUUCUGUUCUGAUGUGCUUGGUCUAAUGCAGUUUUCUUUCUCUAGUGACUUGACGUGAUAGGGGACAGACUUGAUCUACCGUGUGAUGUGGCACAAGUAGUCUGUUACGGGGAAACCGGGCCUGAGCCGUACCUGGUCUGGGAUGCGAUGUGAUGGCUUCACGCAGUUUGAAGGCCUGUAGUGGCCUGCAAUGGAUGGUUGAAGAUGGCCGCAGUGACAAACUGCAAAAGAAAUGCUUUUUAUGUUAAAAUAAAGAUUUUAGUAAAUCUGAAAA